Messenger RNA from Penicilliopsis zonata CBS 506.65, 660 nucleotides. RefSeq lists its product as hypothetical. The record is from RefSeq and is a predicted model, not a curated record. The annotation marks the transcript as partial. The transcript has a single exon. Gene Ontology annotation, molecular function: double-stranded DNA binding. Gene Ontology annotation, biological process: reciprocal meiotic recombination. Lineage: Eukaryota; Fungi; Ascomycota; Eurotiomycetes; Eurotiales; Aspergillaceae.
UCCAAGGAAGCGAAACAAUCUUUGAUCCUCUCGUACCUACGCGACAGCCGAACGUGCCACACCCUCAAGGACCUAGAGAAGAGUCUCCCCUCGGUGGCAUCCAUCAACGCCAUGCAUGUGAAAGAGUAUAUCCAGGCGCUGACGGACGAGAACCUUCUUCAUGUGGAGAAGAUCGGAUCUGGCAACUGGUACUGGAGCUUUGCGAGCGAGGAGAAGAAGCAACGCGAGAAACGCAAGGCCGAGCUGACCAAGGAGGUGGAUAAGGUCAAACGGGGCUGGGAGGAGGUGAGCUCGGAGCUGGAGAAGGAGCGGAAGAAGCGGAAGGGUUCUGGGCCGACCGAGGCCGACCAAGAGGGAAAAGAAGAGAGGGAGAUUGAUGAGUUGAUCGAACUCAGGGCGCGGCUGGAAAUGGAAAUCGGUCAGCUGCGCAGUGCGGAGAAGGCCUUGGCCGAGGAUGAAGGGGGCAAAGGGGUGGAUGCAAAGAGAGCCGACAUUCGGCGAUGGAAGGAGGCGGCGCAGACGUGGACGGAUAACAUCUACAUCUUGGAGGAGUACGUUCUCAAGGUCGCCGGCGGGGAUCGCGAGGUGGUCGAUGCUCUCAAGAGAGAGUGCUACGGGGUGGAGUAUGUUGAGGGAGAGGGAUUGAGGGAGAUUUUCUGA